This is a messenger RNA of Carcharodon carcharias (great white shark), 1075 nucleotides long. RefSeq names its product N-acetyllactosaminide beta-1,3-N-acetylglucosaminyltransferase 4-like. NCBI's taxonomy places the organism in Eukaryota, Metazoa, Chordata, Chondrichthyes, Lamniformes, Lamnidae. The record is from RefSeq and is a predicted model, not a curated record. The transcript has a single exon. Gene Ontology annotation, molecular function: hexosyltransferase activity. The coding region runs from base 1 to 1071 and encodes 356 amino acids. Gene Ontology annotation, cellular component: membrane.
AUGUUUUCAAAGAGGAAAAGAAAAACACUGUGGCUUGCUUUGAUAGCAUCAGUUUGUGUGCUAGUUUUCAAAUGGCAAACUGGAAAAACAGCAACUGAGAAGGAUGAUGAAAGAAAACAUCCUCCUUCCGUCUCUCAAGUAAGCAAAAAUGUAAUUGGAGCAACUCAGUGUUUACCAGAUAGAGGAUACAUGAGCCAGUCUUCAAAUCUACCCAAGAUGUACCAGAAAUUUUUGGCAUAUAAACACUGCAGGACUUUCAAAGCUUUGCUGAAACCAAAGGAAUGCACUGAAGAAUUGUUUUUAUUAUUAGCUAUCAAGUCUAUAGCUCCCAACAUAGACAGACGAGUCACAAUUCGAAGCACGUGGGGGAAAGAAGGAGCUGUUGAUGGAGUUGAAGUCAAACUAGUGUUUCUCUUGGGAAUUACAGAGAAGUUCCAAGGUCAGCCCCUGCAUCAGUCAUUGGCAGCUGAAUACAGACUGUAUGGUGACAUCCUUCAAUGGGACUUCCAGGAUAGUUUUUUCAAUUUGACGUUGAAAGAGAUUAACUUCCUCAGAUGGUUUGCUACAGAUUGUUACUCAGCAAAAUUUGUUUUAAAGGGAGAUGAUGAUGUGUUUGUGAACAUAUUUAAUGUGAUUGAAUAUCUCAAAGAUUUUCACCCAGAUGAUAACCUCUUUACUGGGCAUAUCAUUUACAAUGCUAGUCCAAAAAGGAAUAAGAAAAUUAAGUACUUUAUCCCUAACAUCAUGUAUGAAAAUAAACCAUAUCCUCCAUAUGCUGGAGGUGGUGGUUAUGUAAUGUCCAGGAGAACUGUAUUGCUGCUGCAUCAGACUGCAGCAGAUGUGGACCUCUUCCCAAUAGAUGACGUGUUUGUUGGGUUGUGCCUGUUACGACUGGAGAUAACUCCAAUUUCACACAAUGGCUUCAGGACACUUGGUGUACCUGAUGCAUUCAAGUUUGAUCCAUGCUUAUAUAAAGAUCUCAUAGUGGUGCACAAACUGAACCCAGUGCAGAUGUGGAUUAUGUGGAGCCUUGUGAACGACACAAAUUUCAGGUGUGCUAAGAAAGGAUGAGAAG